This is a messenger RNA of Sardina pilchardus (European sardine), 1530 nucleotides long. It is a transcript of the gene shisa4, whose product is annotated as shisa family member 4. The record is from RefSeq and is a predicted model, not a curated record. The transcript has 5 exons. Bases 285 to 908 code for a protein of 207 amino acids. NCBI's taxonomy places the organism in Eukaryota, Metazoa, Chordata, Actinopteri, Clupeiformes, Clupeidae.
CUCCGGUUGAAAUUAGCAAAUUCCGGUGAUGCGCGCGCCGCGCCGCGCCGCUUCGUGCUCGUCUCCUUUAACGCCGCGAGAGGCUGCCGCGUCACUGCCCGUGUAUCAUCCGACACUCAUCACAUUUCAUGUGGAUCACGAACUGAGCGAGCGCUCCUCCGCUGCCCAAGCAUGCUCUUCGAGACGGCGCAUUUCAUAGGCCUAUUACCGGAGCACUGAGUUCCAGCCGCCACUUUCCGCGCUGAUCGCCAUUUCAUUCGUCAGGACAUCGGAUCGCUUCCAAGAUGUCGCUGGCCGCAGUGGUGCUGUCGGUCCUCUCGCUGGUCCUGUGCUCUUGGCCGGUGAGUGCCAAUGAGGACUGCCUGUGGUACGUGGAUAAGAACGGCACGUGGCACAACGGCUUCGACUGCCCCAUGAUCACGUCGUGCUGCGGGCACUGCCACCGCCGCUACUGCUGCAUGGACCCCUUCAAGCUCAUCACCGAGCGCGAGCAGAAGAGGUGCAUGCUCUUCCAGUUCAGUCCCACCACUAUAGCGGGCAUUGCUUCGUCCAUCCUGCUGUUUGUGGCCAUCAUGGCCACCAUGGUCUGCUGUUUCAUGUGCUCCUGCUGCUACCUGUACCAGCGCCGCCAGCAGAGACACACACCUUACGAUGCUCAGCACAUCCCGAUGGCCAGCUACCCGGUGGAGCCCAUGUACGACGCCUUUGGGAAGCCCCUGGGUCACCAUGACUACCCCAACCCCCCCAUGGGGUACCCCGUGGCCCCCCAGUACCACCCCGGCAUGCCCCAACAGUACCCCAUGAUGCCGCCUGGGCCCUACCCCCCCUACCCCCCCUACCCCCACACCGACCCCAGCUACAGCCAGGCUCCUCCACCCUAUUCCCCACCUCAGUACCCUGGCCAGUGAUGGAGGGGAACACACACACACACACACACACACACACACACACACACACACACACACACACACACACACAUACAGUACACACAUGCACACACACACGCACACACAGUACACACAUGCACACAUACACACACACACACACACACUAUUAUACACACACAUAUACACACACACACACACAUACAGUACACACAUGCACACCCACACACACAUGAACAUACACACACACACUAUUAUACACACACACACACUCAGCGCUGGAAAGGAAAGCAGAAGUGUGUGUGGGUGUUGCGGCUGUGUGAGUUAAAUCCUCUAAUCGGUUGAUGUCCCGUUGGGAAUGUCUCUGCUCCACCUCCACUUCCUGUCACAUGGACUCUGGACGCAUCCACUUCCUGUCACAUGGACUCUGGACGCCUCCACUUCCUGUCACAUGGACAUCUGCGCUUCAGACGCGACAUAUGACCCCAGGGUGACCCCGUGACCCCUCUGACUCUUUGGACCGCUCUGAGUGUUUGUUUGUUUGUUUGUUUGUUUGUUUGUUUGUUUGUUUAGAAGAAUUUGUUGGUUUCCUCUGAAUCCGAAUCUGUCUCUGCCAGCCAGCACCCUGUCCAGUGGGGUCGUGAGC